AUGGAAGAAAUAAUUAUCGGUCAAGACUACGAUGUUGAUAUUCCUCAAGCCGAAAUAAUAAAAACUAAUUAUGAUCCCCUUAGUGAAGGAGCAAUCAACGAGAAAGACGCUAGCAAACCUUCAAUCCCAAGCAUUAGUUCUAUUGCCGAGGCACAAAUUGAAAAUAGUGCUCCUUCUGAGACUUUGCAAAUGGAAUGCGAGUUAGAACAAGUUCCGAACUCAAUGUAUAAUAUAAAUACUGUAACAAAUAAUAUAACCAUUGACGAUAUACCGAGACCUAUUCUUCAAAAUAAAAAUAAAAUUGAGAUACACGACAUAUUAAUAUUACCAAAAUGGAAACCUAAUAUAAAAACACGACAAAAGAGAAAUGUUCCCAAAGCUCAGUGCUCAACACCGGUCGCCACAACAUCAUCUACAAACGUAUCUUUAAGACAUGUCCGCCGAACAACUUUUAAAAAAGAAGAUCAAAAAGUGAAAGAUCGGCGAACACCACAACCAAACUUAAGAAAACAAGUAAAAGAAAACGUCAAACAAACUUCUCAACCAUUAAAUAGAUUAAAAUCUUCAAUCUCGGAUGAUGAAUGGGUUUGCCGAUCUUGCAAUGGGCUGUACUCACAAGAUGUAAAGUUACAAAAUGGAGCCGACUGGAUUACAUGUUCUUUCUGUACUAAUCCUUAUCAUAUCCAUUGCCAAAGUCAAAUUAUAGGUGAUAACCAAGAAGUUUUUAUGUGUGAUAGUUGCAGCAUUGAUGAAUCUAGUGGUGAAGAGUAA
This is a messenger RNA of Parnassius apollo (apollo), 771 nucleotides long. NCBI's taxonomy places the organism in Eukaryota, Metazoa, Arthropoda, Insecta, Lepidoptera, Papilionidae. The record is from the annotation of a GenBank genome assembly.